CAGUCGGUUACUUGAUGCACUUGACUCUGUGUGUAGGAUGCCCUCAUUUGGAAGAACAGGUUUGCUACUGCUGCUGUCUCUUGUUAUCUUCAGUGGAAUAAGCUACCUCUGGCUCCCCUCAUAUGAUAUGGUAGAGGAUAAGACUGAAGCCGCGAUGAAAAAGUGGUCCCCGCCCACUGGUCAAGUGAAGCCCCCAGCUUCCUGCACUUGCCCAGCGAAGUCACAUGAUCUGGCAGGGAGCAUUCCCAAUGCCAACCGAGAAGACAUUCAGAAACGACGGGCAGAGGAGUACAAGAAGCACCAGGCUAGAACAAGCUCCAUUUUGAACACACUCCUCUUUGCUCCAUCCAACUCUCCACUGCAGUAUCCCAUUCAGGGUUUCACAGUACGCCCCUUGCUCCCCACUCUUAUUCCAGGUUUAGCGGUGCACAGGGUUCAAAGAAGCAGCUAUAAGGUAUCACUACAGGUCACCAAAGGUGUCCUCAGUCUAGGGAACCAGAGUGAAGCACAAAGUGUCGAAGGUGGCGGAAAGAAAUUGCUGAUCUUGGAGACGCUCAGCUUAGAGGAACUCAACAAACUUCUGGCGAAGGUCACCUACACCAUUCCUGUGUACCACAUACACACCGGAGACCUGGUUCACUUCUCGUUUGAGCUUCAUGAAGCUGUGUUCCCCAUCGCCAUUCGGCAACCAACUGUACCGGUUCUUUUCGACAUGGGAACAAACAUUAGCGACCAAGUGACAGUCACCACCAAGACCUUUAUGCGCUACAAAGAGUUGAAGGUCCUCAUAAGAAGCCUCAGGCAAUUCUACAAAGACGUGGUGCUCAUCGUAGCCGAUGACAGCUUUACUCCAGAAAAGAUCACAGAAGAAAAUGUUCUGCAAUACAUCAUGCCUGGGGGACAGGGAUGGUUUGCCGGCAGAACCCUGGCUGUCUCUCAAGUCACCACCAAGUACUUUCUUUGGGUGGAUGACGACUUUCUAUUCACUGAGAAAACAAAGAUAGAGGAUCUGGUGGAGGUGAUGGAGGCAACACCAGAGUUGGAUGUGGUUGGGGGUUCGGUUUCUGGAAACCAGUUCUACUUCUCCAUCGCCUAUGAGGAAGGCGAUGGAGUUACUGGAGGCUGUAUGGACAGGAAGUCCGACAUAAAGUUCCAAUCACUACCAAAUUACCCACAAUGCUCCAUAGUCCAUGGGGUGGUCAACUUCUUCCUGGCUCGUACCGACGCUGUGAAUCGAGUGAGAUUUGACCCCAAGGUAAAGAGAGUGGCACAUUCAGAAUUCUUCAUGGAUGGUCUUGGCCAGUUGAUGGUUGCUUCGUGCGGCCAUGUUUCCAUUGGCCAUCAGCCGGGAGGGGCCAAUGCUCAAUAUAAUCAGUUCAGACACCCUGGAAAGGGUGAUGUGCAGUAUAAACUACAGCUGCACUACUACAAAAACCAUCUACAAUGUCUCCACUACGGAUAGGAAGAAUCCCGACGGCUCCAUACGCUAUAAGAGAAAGUUAUCUUCCAGUACUAUGCAUGUUUUCCCAUAAACAACCACUACUGGCUUGAGUUGUUGCCACAGUAAUAGCUUAAUCAUUUUCAGGGUUAGGGUUAGGUUUAUGUUGUAUAGAUAUUUAUAUCUCUGUCAUUCAGAAAAUUCCUGUAGAAAAGGGACAUAGUGCGGGUUUAAAGCUGUAGUAUCUAACCUUGUUUCAUUAAUGCUUUUUUUUAUUUAGAAGUAAAGACACUUCUGUAAA
Gadus chalcogrammus (walleye pollock) is the source of this 1739-nucleotide messenger RNA. Its product is annotated as beta-1,4 N-acetylgalactosaminyltransferase 2-like. The coding region runs from base 38 to 1462 and encodes 474 amino acids. The transcript is spliced from 12 exons. Gene Ontology annotation, biological process: UDP-N-acetylgalactosamine metabolic process; UDP-N-acetylglucosamine metabolic process. The record is from RefSeq and is a predicted model, not a curated record. Lineage: Eukaryota; Metazoa; Chordata; Actinopteri; Gadiformes; Gadidae.